Messenger RNA from Tachysurus vachellii, 2030 nucleotides. It is a transcript of the gene vstm4a, whose product is annotated as V-set and transmembrane domain containing 4a. Bases 883 to 1872 code for a protein of 329 amino acids. The transcript has 8 exons. The record is from RefSeq and is a predicted model, not a curated record. NCBI's taxonomy places the organism in Eukaryota, Metazoa, Chordata, Actinopteri, Siluriformes, Bagridae.
AAUGGCUUAUCACGUGCCUGUCAAAUGAUUAACAUGGGGAAACAUUUGGGUUAUGAUUAACUUUCAGUACUGCCAAAUUUUCCCUGCUGGCAGACAUGUCCCUCAAAUGAGAAAUGUCUUGCAUUUUCUUGCUCACUCCUAUGCUCUAGGGUUUUGCUCUGCCCAGAAAGUACCAGGAUGAAACUUGUUAAAUUAUAAUUUCUUACUGUAUUUCUAUACAUAAGCAUGUUGUGUGAUUCCCCUCGGCAGCGCUCCACCAUCAUGGAAAGCACCAGCUCAGCACAUUGCUCUGCCCCAUAACUGGUUAUGCAUUUAACCACAGUGACUGGUGGACAAGCAGUAUAGACUUAGGAGAGAGGAAGAAAGCCAGGGAAAGCCAACACAUUCCUCAUACACCAGAAUACAAGUGCUUCCAUAAAUUCUACUGAAUGUCAGCGAUGUAAUGACCACACUGCUAACCUCACUCCAAACGAAUGACCCAGUCUUCAGGGUUAAAUGUGUACACUUGUGGUUUUCUGCACAAAAGAAACAUUGUGAAGAUGCAGCCCACCGUCUUCAGUCAUUAUCCAGGCAUUACUGAAAACCUGGUCUCAUCUGGAAAUGUAUGCUGCUUCCCAAACUCCUCUCAGGAAAUGACAUUUCCUACAAACACUUUACUGAAGGGGAGUGAUUAAGGGAGCGAGCGAAAGAGAGAGCUAGAGAAAAGAAAACGUUAGGAAGAGGGGUGUUUCUAACUGGGAACAGAGCUUGCACUGUUGCAUAUUAUACACACAGAGACACACACAGAGAGAAAGAGAAAGGAGAGAAAAAGAGGAGAAAUAUCUCAUACAUUUACUUUUAUUGGCUGUUUAGCUGGAUGUAUGGAGUAUUCUGGUCUGCAAAAUGAAACUCUCAUCUUUUGUGAUGGUUGUCCUGACUAGGGCUUUAAUUGGAGGGUUGACUGAGGCUCUGAAUGUGACAGUGACCCCUGGACCGGUCUCUGUUUGUCUGGAAGGAGAAAAUAUUACCGUGUCAUGCCUGGUGUCUCAAAGGAAGAGGAGCAACAGCGUGCUGGUUCUGCGCUGGCUCUACUUCCCCAAGCCAGAGGAUGAGCGGCUGGUGGUGAAGAUGAAUUUCAAGAAGGCUAAGUACUACGGAAACUACAGCCUAAGCUUUUCACAGACCAAAUUUUACCUGUGGGAGGAAAUGGAAGGAGAAAUAUACAGCUUGAUGAUCCUCAAUGUGUCUAGGGAAGACACGGGCAACUACAGCUGUAAAGUGCAAGAGAUACGCAAACACAGAAACAAGUGGAGGGCCUCGUCAAAUGGCACAGGGAGCAUGGAGCUACUAGUGCACUACCUAGGAGUCCCGGAGAGCACUGAUAACAUCUGGCGCUGGUUUCAAGAUCUUUAUCUGUGUGCAGUGUUAAUCUGCUCUGUUGGUCUCAUUUCUACGCUUCUUUUCAUCAUGAAAAUUACAUGUCAAUACAUGCUGCAUAAACAAAGAGGAAAAGCCAGAUUCUAUUUGGUGAAAUGUCCAGAGAGCAGCUCUGGAGAAACAGUGACCAGUGUUGCCAGCUCCUCUCCUGGAAUGCACAGGAAAGAAAAAAGACAUAAAGCGCCAACCAAAGACAUCACUGCACGACCGCCAGUGAUACCAGUGAAAGCUCCUGCUCCAAAUAAGCCACGCAGGACCAAACUCUUAAAAGUCCAGCCAAGAAAAGCACAUAUGCCGCGGGUGGCAGAUGACAGCCUGACAUACGCCGAACUGGAGUUGGUCAAGCGAGCGCCUGAAGCUAAAAGAAGCAACUCUGGAGCUGCACAGCUGGAGACCAGCACAAACUGCACAGGAACUGUGUACGCCCAGAUCCUCUUUGUGGAAAAGCAAGUGUAAAUUCAGUUGACGUUGUUUUGUAGCAGAAUUAUUUAUGAUUUAGCUUUUGGUAUUGUUUAUAGAAUCAGCUGGAUCAGCUGAUAUUACAUUAAUUUAGUACAGAGGCACAAGUCUGAGCAUCUGGGGUUUGUAGAUUCACAGUGUUUUCUAAUUGGGUA